GCUGCAGUCGGUAAAUGGACGUUUGAUGUGGUGUGUGUCAAGAUUGUGCUAUUGUGUGUUUACAGUGAUUUAUUGCUUGUUAAGUGUAAUCCAAAUUGAAGUUAAUUGUUUUAAGGAGUAGAUGAAGGUGACAGAAUGUCUCGGAACAAAGACAAGCACGAGGGUGCGAGCGCGCGCACAUACCACAUCAUGUCGGAAGCAGAGCGGGCAUCUGGCAGACGCGGUGGCUGGAAUACGCUUGAGAUAACAGGAGGUGUGCGCGCCCUAGCGCCGCCGUUGUUCCAACUCACACACCUGACAGCGCUGUACCUCAACGACAACUCGCUGCAGAGGAUCCCGCCCGACAUCAACCUGCUGGUCAAUCUCCACACCCUCGAUAUGUCCAACAACAAGCUGAGAACGCUGCCCGCGGAGAUUGGCGAUCUGAUACAACUUAGGGAACUACAUCUACACAACAACUAUCUACGAGUGCUGCCCUACGACCUGGGCAAACUGUUCCACCUCCAAAUGCUGGGGCUGCAGGGGAACCCGCUCAGCAAGGAGAUGCUCUCCAUCUACAACGACAACAACGGCACCGCCAAGCUGCUCACAUAUCUCCUCGACAAUUUGCAAGUUACUGCCACUCUACCACCGCAAAGGCCUUGGAUACCACUAACGAGACCCAACAGAAGUCGUCCCACAUGUAUAUUCACAGUGAUGUGCUACAACGUACUAUGCGACAAAUAUGCGACGCGGCAGAUGUACGGGUACUGCCCUAGCUGGGCACUCGAGUGGGACUACAGGAAAAAGGGCAUCCUCGACGAGAUCCGGCACUACUCCGCCGAUAUCAUCAGCCUUCAAGAAGUGGAGACGGAUCAGUUCUACAAUUUCUUUUUACCAGAGCUGAAGCAGGACGGCUACGAUGGUAUCUUCUCCCCGAAAUCACGCGCCAAGACUAUGGCGGAAUCGGAUAGGAAAUAUGUUGAUGGAUGUGCGAUAUUUUUUAGAUCUGCAAAGUUCUCGUUAGUAAAGGAACACCUUAUCGAAUUCAAUCAGUUAGCAAUGGCGAAUAGCGAAGGAUCGGACAAUAUGUUAAACAGAGUUAUGCCCAAGGACAAUAUAGGGCUAGCUGCAUUAAUAAAGACCAAGGAAGCAGCCUGGGAGAAUGGUCUACCAACAGAAUCGGCGUCUGUCGCGCAACCGAUCCUGGUCUGCACGGCCCACAUACACUGGGACCCCGAGUUCUGCGACGUGAAACUGAUCCAGACGAUGAUGCUCAGCAACGAGUUGAGAUCCAUUCUGGAUGACUCGGCCAGAACCCUGCGGCUCACGGGGCAGAAGGACAACGUGCAAUUGCUGCUGUGCGGUGAUUUUAACUCUCUACCGGAUAGCGGUGUGGUGGAGUUUCUGUCUUCUGGGCGCGUGUCGGCCGACCACCGCGACUUCAAGGCGUUGGGCUACGCGACGUCGCUGCGCCGUAUGCCCGGCUCCGAGCACGAGUUUACACACAACUUCAAACUGGCCUCAGCCUACAGUGAAGACAUCAUGCCUUACACCAACUAUACAUUCGAUUUCAAGGGUAUUAUCGACUACAUAUUCUACAGCAAGCAGUCGAUGACGCCGCUGGGUCUGCUAGGGCCGCUCUCCCAGGACUGGUUCCGGGAACACAAAGUCGUGGGCUGUCCACACCCGCACAUACCUUCAGAUCACUUCCCACUGUUAGUCGAGCUGGAGAUGUGUCCUACGACGAGCGCCAACUCCAACGGUCUCAUCGGGCGCAGGUAGCACGCGAUGUUGCGGCGGGCGCACCAGGCGUUCACCGCCACGGAGCCACACGCGGAGAACAACACGCACACAGACACCGUGACGUCACGAUAACACUGCUCUAACCCACGCGACCUCACUAUGGGGUGCAACCUUUUCAACCAAACUAGCGUCAGCAAAUAAAUUCUUAAUCAUUUAACGGUCCUUACCAAUAAUGCCCGUCACAGCUAUUAUACAUAGUGAUCCCAGACGGUGGCUAUUCUGUAAUGUAUAAGUGCUAUAUACAUGUGUUACUUGUGGCUUUGACGUCGCCGAGAUUUGUUUUGCUUGUAGCGAGACAUAGCUUGCUGACGUCAGAGAAGAUAUAGCGCUAAUUGCAUCACAUUGCUCGCUUCUUUGACCGAUUGCCUCAAAAAGGUUGCAUCCUACUCCGAUGUCGAAUACUAGAAUAUACAGUGAUCCAGACAGUUUGAAGUAUUGAAGCAAUUGACUUUCAGUGGCUCAGACCUUUCAUUAGUGAUUCGAACAGUUUGACUUGCAAACAUGGAUUUUAUGACAGUGAAUCAGAUGUUCGGGUGAAAAUUUUAGAAAUCCUUAAAAUAAAUGUUAUGCCAGUAUUCGCAGGGAUAUAACAGGCAGUAAAUUAUGUGUUGUUGUAAACAGAUUGUUAUUAGAAAUGUUUUGUAGGCAUUAAUUAGCGCUCAUGCAUCUAUUAUCACUAAAUAUUGACAGAAUUAAUUACACGUACAAUGAAACAAGUAUCAAGAAAAAUGUUUAAAUAUAUUAUAUCUAUAUUAAUUAUUUAUCUAUGUAUCUGAGAUCUUAAUAAUAACUUGAAUGUUCUAGAACAUUUAAUAUGUAUUAUUGUAAUAUUUACUUAUUCAUUUAUAUGUGUUCAAAUGUCGUAUCUUAUUUUAUAAUUUAACUUGACGCCCUUUCUAUUGUAGGAAUCGAGUUUGCUACCUAUAAGCAAACAGGUUCUUUAUGAAAAUACAGUGAACAAUCGUUAUCUUUUGUCGGGACUAUUUAAAUUCGUUUGGCUCAGUAAUGAUUUUUGAAAAUAUAAUCUGAAGGCUGAAAUAAUAACAUCUCGAAAUAGUAUUUUUGCAUCAUCCAAAAUUAAGAGUGCUUUAACAUUUAUGGUUUAAUAUAUGGUAGCUAAACAUUUUAUAGGUGAAGUAGUUUGAAUAUUAAUGGAAUUUUUUGAGCAUGUUCAAUAAGUUGAAUUAUAAAUAUUUAAAAGCAACAAACUCGGUUUAAAAAUAUUAAUAUGCUUAGUAUUGUUUUCAAUUAAGAUUUAAUUUUUAUCUAUAAGAAAAUCUUUGAAUACUUACCAUGUAAAGACAACUGUAUCACUAGGGCUUGCAUCCAUAUAAGAAUGCUAUUAAUUACUGUCCGGAGCAGGCAAGUGUCAAAGACUAUACAGCCUUCAGUUUACUAUUUAUCAUUUUAUUGUUCUCUAUGGUUCCUUCUAAGCAAUAAAAAACUUUUAAUUCUUUAAUAGUUUUGUAGGUACAUAGGGGCGAAUCAAUAUCCUUAACACUUACAUUCUGUAUGUUGAGGACAGGCAUAUUACUUAAGAUAACAGUAUAAUUAUUAAAAAUGAAUAAAAUACCGGAUGUCAUCAUUAAUAAUGUCUUUAGCUGUGUUAUUACUCACGUUUUAAUUUAAACCCUUUGUCGUAAUAUAGUUAAUUUUUUCUUUAGCAUUAUAAGUAAAGUUUCGUCUCGAAGCAAUAGUAUUAUGUGCAAUUAGUUUCAUUUUAAGAUACUUGUACAAAAAUAGAGCUAACAGUGGGUAAAUUGUUCUCUCAAUUUUAUACAGUCGAGGAAUGAUCUGUGAUUGGCAUAGAUUUGAGUUGAAUACUUUUAAGUAUAAAUGUUGAUCUUUCAAAUUCUAAGCUUGUUGCUGUGAAACAAUUCUAGCGUGGUCAUCGCGAGAACAACGUAUUUGUAUUUUCGGCCUACUCCGAAUUAGAGUAUAACCUCCAUCUAUAUUGUUAAUGAGUGCAUCGGUUUCAUUUCAUUCUUAACAGCUUUCUUCGAUACAAUUUUUAAAUUUGUUUUAAAAAUUAUUAAUAAUGAAUACAUUGUGAUGGCCUCGCGUACUGCUAUGAUUCACUUUUAAAAUUUCAUGCCUUGUAGUUUAUCUUUGACUUUUGUUUUUUUUUUAUUUUAAGGAAAUAUGUCUUUAAGUAAGGUGUCUAUCUACAUUUAACGGUCUGUCUAUGCUAAUACAUAGUAUACGUUGGUGUAACAGAGAUUUUAGUGAAAAUGUAUAGAAAAUUGAAUGAAUAUCAGGCGUCCAUUUAAUGAUUAGUAAUAAAAGAAAUUCCUCCACUGUAUAUUGUAGGCUAGUCUGGGUAUACUUUGCAAUGUGUGUUUGUGUGGGUAGUUUUAAAUUAUCGAUGACGUCUUUCUUAUCAGUGGGUUUGUGAUUGUUUGUCGUACGAAAUGUCUAGCUUUUAGCAUUUCUUAUCUUAUUUUUGCGGUAUGAAGGUUCUCUUUCAAUACCAUUGUUUGGUAAAAUUUCUUUAAUAUCAUGCAUGGACUUACAUCACAACAGAGAUUAUUAGAGUUAAAUUAGUAAGAAUUAGAUCCCACUGGUGCGUGAUUGAUGUGUAGAUUGCAUUGCGAUGUGGCGAGCGGCGCCGCAUCGCGCACGUGUCGUAUCGGUAUCGUAGCGUGUCCGUCUGUAUGUUAGAUAACAAUGGUGUUCGGCUCAUCAAGUGGUACGGUGUCGGUUGGUGUUGUAGAACAAAGGCGAUGUUAGGUUAAUGUUGUAUUGUGUGUAGCAAACUGCUCAGCGAGAAUGGACCCGCGCCCUGUGCCGUGUAUGAGGACUUGUAGUUAGCUACCAUAAGGCCCGGUAUCCACCAUAGCUGAGAGGAGAGGAGAUGUAUUUUGAUAACCAAUCAGAUUUCGUUAUUUCCAUAUCUCUUCUCCGCUUAGCUUCGGUAGAAAUGGAUGAAGUGAAUAGGAGAGGAGAUGUCUCAUUUUUCUAUAGAAAUUUGUGCCGCGUUGAGCGAUUAAGCGGCGCGGUGAAGCGGAAAUACGUGCAGGCGGCGACUGGAGUCUGGAGCUCGCGCCUCGCACUCCCGAAAAUCGCUGCUAUAAACACAGCUCACAUCUCUCCGCUCUGGUGGAAAUAACCUGACAGCUUCGCGGCUUAUCUCCUCUCGUCUCCUCUCCUCUCCGCUUUGAUCGAUACCGGACCUAAGUCUCGAAAUGUUUCUUUAAAUCAACCACGAUGUGUGUUGUCGUUCAUCUCUCCCCUUAGUCGUAAGUAGGUUUAAUUGUAAUUAUUUUUGACAUUCGGAAACCAAUUAAUACUGCUUCUUUUUUAGCUGUAAGUUAUCCCAUACCGAUGUUGUAUUAGUAUUCUCGCGAAACUGUGUUGACUGCUUUCGUCCCAAAUUUGUUGAAGUACUGCUUUUGUUUUAAGUUUUAGUGCGUUAUUUUUUUUAAAUAAAUGGGAGUUGAAUGGCAACGGGCGUGGGGCACAUAUUGUAGCGGGUUAGCAUACUGGCGUAGUACAAAUGGAUGUAAUGGUUGAUGGAUGGAUGUUUCGGUGCUCGCGAGCUGCCGCUGUUUGACAUUGACAGAUCUUCAAAAUAUUGUGUCGUUGUCUAGCUUUGUUUGUUUCGAUUAUAAUUCAGUGUCCAGUUUUGUGCCUAAAUGUAUGCUCUCAAAAGACCUUGCUUUGCAGUUGUCAACUAUACAUGACGUCUCUUUCUAAAAGCCGAUGCUACGUCGGAUAUAAGGGACGGUUGUGAUCUAGCUCGAGAGUCGCAGUGAGAAAGCAUUUCUGAACUAGUCAUCUUCAGGUUUUCCGUGCUGCUUUUGCUCAGACAUGUUAUUACAUAUUGCCUUUUUAUACUCCAUUUAGUUGUAUUGUAGUACAUAGUAAUUGGUUGAACCCUUAUUUGCAUUGUUCGAUGUAUUCUGAGCAAUGUUCCGGCGUUGCCGUAUGUAGUGAUGUGCUCGUUGUAAAGCAUUAGUUGGCUCCUCGGAAUAGUGAUAUUUUACUAAAAAGUUUUUAUAUAAUUAAUAAAACAUCGGACCACUGCAUAGUUAUACCUACGCUUAUUUUACUCUCCAUCGGGAUUAUAUAUAAUUUUUAUUGAAUAUUUUUUAAUCAUUGUAUUAUAAUUAUUAUUAUGUAUAUCAAACUAUAGGUGCUGUUAUAUUUAAUUUUAAUGUUACAAACGCGAAUGUGAUACGAGUCUCGUCUCUCUUAAAUGAAAUGUAUUACAAUAUUGAGAAUUAAUUCUAUUACGUAUCAGGGCGCGCUUAGACUUCAGGCGUUGUGGUAGCAGACGCUUUACAACACAUUAAUUAGAUCUUUCAGGCGAAUAAUCUUUUGUGUUUCUUGACUGUGGGUGUAAAGCUCAUGUUAAUACGGUCGUAAAUCGUGCCUUCGCCAUUCAUUUGCGCUAAUAAUCUGUAUUUAUAUUGACGCUAUUUAAUUUAGCGUACGUGUACCUGAUAGUAUUAAACGCGUUUGUGAUAUCCGCUUCAAACCGCAUUGCACUGGAACAGAGAAUAGAAGCGUCCGCUAUUGUGAACGCUACAUAAACGUUUGUGUUCUAAGCGUCCCCUUAGAGCCAAAUCAUGUUAAAGGGUUUAUUUGAAUUACUUAUUACACUUGGCAUAAUCGUGUGCAUACUAAAGUUUUGUAUCAUAUAGUAUUUUGUAUUACCAAUGAUAAAUGUAUAUUCUUUAAGUACAUAAUAGAUACCUAGUUUGUGAAAUCAUAUCAAUGUUUGUGAGUUUGUGAUUUGUGGUAGAUAGCUGUGAACGUGCGUCCGUUCUUUAACUAACGUUUCUAAGUUAGUUGUGGCACAAAUAUUUUUCGAAUUUACCGCGUAGAUCUUUAUUAUCCGACUCAGUCAGAGUACUCGUUCAGUAAUCGUGGUACUAAGAGUCCCAUAAGAAGUUGUGGAGGGCCGUUUUGUGUAUUCCCUGCAGUCUAACUCGUGUGCAAACCUAUCUACUUGGAUAGUGUUAAAUAGUAGUAUUGUAGUAAAUGUUAAACACAACCCAUCUUAAAGAAUGAUAAAGGUGUACCUUCCACAAAAAAGCUCUUGCUGAUAUAAUUCAAAUAAUAUAUAAUCAUUUUAAAAUUAAAUAAAUAUCCCAAAAAUCGGCUGAAAUAUAGACAAGGGUUAUCAAAAGCUCGAUUUUUCAAUCUGCCUAUUUCAGGUUUCAACAAACUUUUGCUUCGAUAAUAUAAAACUAUUAAUAUUUUAAACCGAAAUCAUACCUAGGGCAUGAAUUUUUGUUAUUUUAGAUGAAGACUUCAUUCAAUUUAUUCUCCAGAUGUGUUACUAUUAUGCGGUAACUGUAUUACUGGUUAUUUUAAUGAGGCUAUUAUCGCGACAUACAUAUUAAUUUAUAAAAAUCAUAGGACAGUAUUAAAUUAAAAUAUAUUAAACACAUAUAUGAUGAAUGCUGUUUAUCUUUAUUGUAGUAGGACACUUGAUCUCUUUAUUUUAAAUAUAAUUUUGAUGGACAAUUUUACUUAAUAGAUCUAGCAGUAAACUUUCUUGUUAGGCAAAUGUACGAUAAUUUUUUUUUCUCAAUUUUUAAUUUAGUUUAUCAAAAACAAUGCCCUCCAAAAAUAUUUUUGACGCAUGCAUCAACGAAACUCGUUCUGUGUUGCUUAUAAACGCGAAUUAAAGUUAUUACAAAUUUAAUUUUUGUUUUUAUCUUACCUUUGCUACUCCAGAAUUACAUGACAGAGAGAAGUAAUUUUAAACUUUGAGUAACUUUACAUCGCGUUUAUAAAUAAGAAACGGUAUACGCUAUGCCGUUUCAUCAAUGUAUCUGAUGUAUAUGUGUAUUUUAUAUCUUCAUGUACAUACGUAUGUGUAUAUGUUAUUUAUGUAAAUAAAUACUAUUUCAUUUGUGUCAAAAUUAUGUCGUUGUUAAAUAACAUUGUAUUUGUAUCCGAUUAGUUAAUUGCGAGUUUCGAUGAUGCAACACCUUUUUUUUGGACUCUGGUAGACUACAGUAGGUAUACCGCAAGGCGCCUUCAAUUAUGUUUAUUUGUUUUGUAAAUAUUAUAUAAUUUCGAUUAACCAUUAAUGCUAGACAACGAGCCGUUGUAUAUCAGCCGUUGGACUUCUGCGCACACUUCACAUGGGCAGUUAUGUUGUAUCUACUCGAUAAUAAUGAACCAAGUACAUACUCUAUGACAUUUGACAUUGUGGUGACAGCAGCCGAGCCCUAUCGAUUUAGCUCAAUACAAAAGACUGUAUGAGACUUUAAAACAAAGAUGAUAUCAAAAUGAAAAAGAAUAAAAGUAAAGUAAUAUUUUCUGAAGCACCUUGAAGACUUUACAAUAACUUGUUAAUUGGUGAUUUAAUGAUAAGAUCGCAAUGUUUAAACUCACUAGUAUGUAAGGACAAAUGCUUUACGUCACUGUGAUAGACAAUACAAAAUAUACCUGAGAAGUAACACCAUAGGCCUUUAUGUGAAAUUAUAAUCUUAUGAAUCGAAAUAUUGUAAUUAACCUCCCUUAUGUUGGACUGCCGAUGCUCAAACUUGUCAUGGUAAGUGGCUGCGAUAUCUGCCAUCUCACUCUUUCUUACUUGAUGGACUAUUGUCGUCUCUGACAUCUCGUACUUAUUUAUUUAAUUUCAGUCUAUUUAUACACGCAUUUCUUGGUUUUACUAGACAAAAACAAUUUCAUCUACUUUAAGUAAAUUAGUGUUUGGCGUGAAUUCUAUCAAAAAGCAUUACACUUAAUACAUUAUGAGUCUAUUUUUCAAUACUUUAAAGCCAUUUUAUCCGGUAGUUCCAAAUGAACAGACAUUAUUAUGAUUAUAUAUUCUGUGUUAUAUUGACAGAUUUGAGCACCGGCGGUUGGUUUGUAACAAAAGUACAAAGACGCGUUUGUGCAGAAGUUCUUGUCGUGGCUUGAGCGAGCGGCUGGGUGAGUGUAUGUGUGGGUGCGUGCGUGUGUGUAAUUGUACGCCUGUGUGCGUGCGGCGUGCGUCUCGCUGCCGGUUGUUAACACAUUAUGUAUAAUUGAAUGAAUCAAAUUAUAAGAGAAUAUGAAUUUUA
Messenger RNA from Leptidea sinapis, 8813 nucleotides. RefSeq names its product CCR4-NOT transcription complex subunit 6 (gene twin). The record is from RefSeq and is a predicted model, not a curated record. NCBI's taxonomy places the organism in Eukaryota, Metazoa, Arthropoda, Insecta, Lepidoptera, Pieridae. Gene Ontology annotation, molecular function: poly(A)-specific ribonuclease activity; protein binding. Gene Ontology annotation, cellular component: CCR4-NOT complex; cytoplasm; nucleus. Gene Ontology annotation, biological process: nuclear-transcribed mRNA poly(A) tail shortening. The coding region runs from base 136 to 1764 and encodes 542 amino acids. The transcript is spliced from 12 exons.